Messenger RNA from Drosophila subobscura, 798 nucleotides. RefSeq lists its product as uncharacterized. NCBI's taxonomy places the organism in Eukaryota, Metazoa, Arthropoda, Insecta, Diptera, Drosophilidae. The transcript is spliced from 2 exons. The coding region runs from base 1 to 693 and encodes 230 amino acids. The record is from RefSeq and is a predicted model, not a curated record.
AUGAAGGAAAGCGAACCCAUCGAUUGCAGCUGUCACAAGCAACUGAACCAGCGAAUCAGCCAGAACAUGGGCAACGUUAUGGACCGCAAGGUAUCACCCACGCCCACGCCGACGCCCAUCGAUGCCAAGCCCAGGGAGCCAGAGCAAGUGGAAGAGAAAAAGGAGGCACCCAAGCUCGACACAAAUCUACCGCUGCAAUUGUUCUGCUAUCGCCAGCAGUUGUCGGGCAAGAAUCAUCACAUGAUGAAGUGGGCCACAUCCAAGCUGCUGCUCACCGAGGAGCUGCUCAAGCUGCAGCAGACACAUAGUCCCUUGGCUCCCUGUUUUCCCUGGGAUAAUUAUGAGGCUACAAUGCUAGGGGAGGAUGUAGAUGGAGAUGGCGAUGAGGAGAACAGAGCUCCCAAUAACGAUGACCUGUCCCGAGAGCUGACCACUCUCAAGAGCUAUCGCAUGGAAUUACGCGAAAUCAUCCUCAAAGUGGCACACAAAAAGAAGACAAGGAAUUCGCAGAAGAAACUGAAGCGUUUGAAUCGGCGCACGCUGAUCUCCUCGAAGAAGCCCAGCAACAAGGCACAUCGCAAGCCGCAGUACAACGAAUGGCUGCUGGGUGAAGACGAGCCAGAAUGUCCCCUUCAAGCAGACUCUCUGCAGCCAUGCCCGCAGGUGCACCCAGAGGUUAUCACCAUUGACUGAUCCCCCACGCGGAUCGAACUGAAAGUAGUCCCUAGUUGUAGUUUAAUUAGCUAGUUUAGUCGUUACACUAAUUAUAGUUGUACAUACAAACUGUUUUUAUUUCCA